Symbiodinium sp. CCMP2456 is the source of this 1419-nucleotide messenger RNA. The record is from the annotation of a GenBank genome assembly. NCBI's taxonomy places the organism in Eukaryota, Dinophyceae, Suessiales, Symbiodiniaceae.
AUGACCCUUUCUGGUUCCGUCAGCGUCUGGAUCGCCGGCCUGCAGUCGGGAGACCUUAGCGCCUUUGAGUCGCUCUGGCUUCGUUACGCCGACGCGCUCUCCGCCGAGGUAGAGCGGCGGCUGCCAGACAGGGCAGGCGUGUACGACGGCGACGACGUGGCCCAGAGCGUCUUCACGGCAAUCUGGGCGGCGGCCGAAUCGGGCCGGCUGAAGGACGUUCGCAGCCGUGACCAGCUAUGGUGGUUCCUCACUGCGGUUGCCAAGCGGAAAUUCAUCGAUCGGUUGCGGCGAGAGACGGCCCAGAAACGCGGCGGCGGCCGGGUGAAUGGUGAGUCGGCGCUUGCCCGUAUCGACGGGAGCGGCUUCCGGAUCGAUCAGCUGAUCGGUGAUGUCCCCAGUCCCGAUCUGCUUGCCGAGAUGCAGGAGGAAUACGCCGCGCUGAUGGCGACCUUGGCCGACCCGGUGCUCGUGAAGAUCGCCCACUCCCGACUGGUGGGUUACGAUGUGCAGGAGAUUGGCGAGCGCUUAGGAGUCAGCAAACGAACCGUGGAACGCAAGCUCCGUCUUAUCCGGGGCCGGUGGUCCAGCUAUCUCGACGCCUACGACCAUGCGCUUUGCGACGAGGGGGAGACGCGGUUGAAGCAAGGCGCUCCGUUCGAACUCGUCGAACUUGUGCGGCGAUGCCCAACGCGGCUGCAGGAUCGGCUGGCGCCCGAACUGCUCUUUUUGGAGAUCGAUUACGCCCGUCGCUCUGGCGGGUGUCCCCGGCGUGAGGAGUUUCUCACUCGCUAUCCGGGUUACGGCCGGCACGUUGAAGCGGCAUUUUGCACUCUGGACCCGGACGAGGGAGGAAUCGAGGAAGCGCGAAGGCGUUUCGCAGCCCUUCAGCCUGGCGCCACGUUGUCGCACUAUCAGAUCGAGCAGCGUAUCGGACAGGGGGCCGCGGCCGAAGUAUGGAAGGCCAGCGACACCAUGACUGGGAGGCGUGUCGCACUCAAGAUUCCACGUUGGGCCGAUCACUCGAUCGAUCAACGGCUGCGGUUCCUGCGCGAAGGCCGCGUCCUUUCUCGGCUCGAUCAUCCCGGGAUCGUAGGGCUCUACGAGAUGGGACACGACGGCGUGCUACCGUACCUAGCCAUCGAGUAUGUCGAUGGGGGCGCGCUGCGGGACGCGCUGCGAGCGGGACCGCUGCCGCCAACCCGGGCGGCGGAGCUUUGCCGAUCACUGGCCGAGGCGCUCGACCAUGCUCAUCAGAAGGGCGUGCUGCACCGCGAUAUCAAGCCGGGCAAUAUCCUGCUGCGUUAUGACGGCGAGCCCGUCCUGACGGAUCUCGGAUUGGCGAAGGAUGGCGCCGAAAGCGGCGACCUCACCGAGCACGGCGACAUUCUUGGCACGAUCGCCUACAUGGCGCCCGAGCAA